AUGUGCAAGAGUGGCCCGUCGACCAGCGGAUCGCGACCGACCCACUACUGCCCUGGCGCCGACAUGAUGGGUAUGACGCUGCGAGACACCGCUGCGUUCGAGUAUUGCGCUCUGCCAGCCGAUACCGAAUGCCGUGUUGUUCGCCCACGCGGCCUGCCUACCGACUGCCUACGGGACGACGCUUCUGAUGACGAUGACCCACGUACGCAUCUCUACCGGCGAGAAGGCGCUGAUUGGAAUAUUGACGGCAGGAAAGGGGAUGCGGAAGGUGGUCGGGCGGCUGCAAACGGCCCUUCCACUUAUAUAUCACUUCCUCCUUCUUCCACCUCCAAACGCAGCAAUUUGGUCGCGUUCGGCGAGGAAGUCGACAUCUUCUGCAAUAGUCUCUUUGACAGCAACGUCAACGUCUUUGCCCGCCCCAUGCCAACGGGCCCUUCCACCUACUUCCACCCAACAGAGGAAUUCUGGUCCCUGCCCACCAACUUCCUUCCAUACCACAUUCGCAGUCGAAUACGACUGCUGGACUUCAUGCCGGCCGGAAUGGAUUGCCUUGCUGACUUGUAUACCACCAGAAUAUCAACAUCACUCACCAUGACGCCUGCGCCUGCGUCCACGGUGGCCCCCUUCUUGCGCCCGCGCCACUUCGGCGACGCGCGCGAACACAUUUUGGAGAACGUCGACCCGACGAUCCGCCGUGACAGGCAGGCAUUUUCCGUCACCCAUUUAGAGAGCGGCAACUCCUCGCUCGUCUCCGCUACCAUUCGCGCCCAGACGAGCAGAUUGACGGGCUGUUGCCGGCCACUUCUAUCGAGUAGAAGAUCGACCAUCUCUAAGAGCCUGCGCUCGACCAUCGGCAUCGUCACCGCGCUCGGAAUGGCCGACAACAUUGCGGUGUUAGAGUUCAUAGACUGUGUCAAAGGUAAACAUGAGCCGCGCCGCAUCAUCGUGCUGGCCAGCAGCACGGGUAUUCAACCUCAGCAACUCCCAAACGCCGACAGACCCGUGAAGCCGCGUCACGCGAGUGUCGCACCCUCAAUUACGAACCCCUCGACCCUCAUACCGCCAAUGACCCCGACUUUACGCCUGACAGCCGCGGUCGGCUAUCCGGUUCCCGCCGUUUAUCCGGCCGUGUCCGGCUUCAUCGUUAUGAUCGGCCCGAUCUGGAUGUCGAUAUCCGAGUUCCGCUUCUCGGCUACGAGCGUUCGUGUCGUCUUUGCAAAGCCGUCUGCGGACGACCAAGACCGCAGGGUCGUCCAUCGAUGGGAUAAACACGGGAUGGCGUCGAUUCAGGGGCACAACAGGGCACAGAGAUCGAGGCUAUCGAAGACAGCCGACAGGAGCGCGAGAUGGUGGCUCAUGCCCGCCGGCCCGACAACGCUGACCCUGACCUCGAUACUAUGCGAGCGCAUGCUGCGCCCCGGUCGACUACUACGCCCAGCACAAUUUCGUCCAGUGCGGCUCCGAAGCCGGCUUCACAGCCUGACCCACCGGUACGGCUGGACCGUCCGCAAGACGAUUGCGAUACCGGGCAUCAUACUAGCGCUAACGACCGCGACCUUCGUAAUGACCAGUCUUCUCUACUACGAUAUACCGAAGGGCUUCUUUUCGACGGAGGAUAACUGCCUUAUUACCUCGAUGGCUAUCGGACCGGACGACGCCUCUUUUAAUGCCAUCUUGGCCCCUCCUGAUCGCGCUCUGACCGAGGCCGAGGGUUCAUCGCUCGUCGUAAAGAAAGGCUGGCCCGUCGAUGCUGACAUGGAGACGCCCAUCCACGUGGAGCCGGAUCCUGGGACAUAUAUGGCAUUAAUCGCGACGACGACAUGCCGGGCCCUGACGGCGCCAUCGGCGGCGCUGGCCGCCCAGGAACCGGAUGCCGCGCCGACACUGGCCGAAAGCGCCUGGCUGUCACCACCACGGCAAAACCGGACACUGCUUCGGCGAGCCCGUCAGCGGAACCACGACGCCUCCCUCAACCCGGACCAACAUGAACAAACCAUCGGCCCAGGCUGCGAGAGCUUAUGGCUCGUGAUGAAUGCCUGUGAUGGUGUCAUCGGCAUCACCAACCAAGACCAUCACCAAGGCCGCGACAACAACGACCUGAGCUCUUAG
This is a messenger RNA of Colletotrichum abscissum, 2109 nucleotides long. RefSeq lists its product as uncharacterized. The transcript is spliced from 9 exons. NCBI's taxonomy places the organism in Eukaryota, Fungi, Ascomycota, Sordariomycetes, Glomerellales, Glomerellaceae. The record is from RefSeq and is a predicted model, not a curated record. The coding region runs from base 1 to 2109 and encodes 702 amino acids.